CUAAACAGCUCCUCCCCGAGGGAGGAGAAAAGACAUAACUGAUUUACAAGAAUAACUUAACGACGUUAAAACAAAACAGGACUGGUGCUAGUGGCAGCCUGGGAAGGGUCUGAAGGUGACAGCUGUCGGAGCGACACGCUGAAGGCUUUGCACAACCAUGUUUGCCCGUCGCUUGCCUUUGUGGAGGUCCAGCGCUACCUGCAAGCCGUGGCAGAUGGGUCUCUCUCUGCGUCACGGCUGGGAGAGGUGCCAAGCCUGGAGCUGUAGAGGAGUCAACACAACAGCAGAGCAGGGGCAACAGGUCAGCAUGCAGCAGAACCAAGUAUUAGAAGAUCUGGAAAUGCCUGUUGUGAGAAGAGAAACCGAGAACCUCUUCCAAGAGCGGCCCGAGACUGGGAACCAGUAUCUGGAAGAUGCUUUGCUUCGAAGUUACCUGAAGGCACACCUUCCUCCCAAGGUACUGGAGGAGGUGAGUCAGGACCUGGAGAGGUUUGGAAACCGUCUGCUCACCGAGGUCAAACCCCUGGGAUGGGAAUGCGAGUUGAAUCCCCCUGUGUUUCGGCAGUACGAUGCCUGGGGGCAGCGGGUGGAUCACAUCAUCACCUGCUCGGCCUGGAAGAGGAUGAAAGAGAUUUCAGCAGAAGAGGGGCUGAUUGCUGAGGCCUAUGAGAGAAGAUAUUCCAACUGGAGCCGUGUGCACCAGGCUGUCAAACUGUACUUGUUCUCAACCACCUCUGGAGGUUUCAACUGUCCGCUGGCCAUGACUGAUGGAGCAGCCAAAGUCAUUGAGUCACUAGGUAUGCCUGCAUCCCUGAAAAAUGCUUUUGACCAUCUGACAUCCCGGGACCCCAAGAAGUUCUGGACCUCUGGCCAGUGGAUGACCGAGCGCAGGGGGGGCUCUGACGUGGCUAAUGGCACGGAAACAGUGGCCAGAAAGCAGCCAGAUGGCACGUAUCGUCUGUAUGGUUUUAAAUGGUUUACAUCGGCUGCUGAUUCUGAUGUGACAUUAACCCUGGCCAGGAUAGCAGAUGCUGAAGGACAUGUAAAACAGGGUUCCAGUGGCCUGUCGCUGUUCUUCCUGAAGGUUCGAGAUGAAGACAAGAAGCUGAACAAUAUCCGAGUGCAAAGGCUGAAAGACAAGUUGGGCACACGGCAGAUGGCAACAGCAGAGCUGUGGCUGGAUGGAGCUGAAGCAGAGCUGAUCUCUGCAGAAGGUCGUGGAGUGGCCUCCAUCUCCAACAUGCUGAACAUAACUCGGAUCCACAACGUCAUUGGUGCUGUAGCUUCCAUGAGAAGGAUGAUCAGUCUGAGCAGGGAGUACGCCCUUAAGCGGGUUGUCUUCGGGAAGCUCCUCAAAGACCAUCCCCUGCACAUGCAGACAAUAGCCCGGAUGGAGGUGCAGACGCGGGGGGCUUUUCUUCUGCUCAUGGAGAUCGCUCGGCUGCUUGGACUUGCAGAAACCAACAUGGCAAGUGAGCAAGACCAGCUUCUCUUGAGACUGCUUGUACCCGUUGCCAAGCUAUACACUGGGAAGCAGGCUUCUGCCACUGUUAUCGAGGCAAUGGAGUGUUUUGGAGGACAAGGUUACAUGGAGGACACAGGCUUGCCGGUCAUAGUUCGUGAUACUCUGGUGCUGUCUAUAUGGGAGGGAACAACAAAUAUCCUGUCACUUGAUGUCCUGAGAUCCCUCACCAAGAGCCAAGGGCAGGUGAUAGCUGUGUUCUUCUCCACAGUGCAGAAAAAAAUUGAGCUGGCUUCGAGCACUGCAGAACUGGAACCCGCGGUGAAGCAAAUGCAGGCUGCCAUCAGCCGUCUCACCCAGUUCAUCCAAGGAGCUGGUUCGAAGGAGGCAAUGACCAUGGAGCUGGCUGCAAGAGACUUCUCUUACUCCCUAGCAAGGAUCUAUGCAGGAGCUCUUUUAAUUGAACACGCAUCUCGGCCUGACGCCUCUGCUGAAGACAUCUCUGCUGCUCGAAGGUGGUGCAACCAGGAACUGUGCCCUGUGGCCACGGAGUUCAAGAACAGAAGCUACGAGGCUGAGGAAUCGCUCAUGGACAGCUCCCUGGUGUACGGCAGCCCCCCCAGCACCAGCAGGCUGUGACUCGGCACAGCACAACAGGUAACCCCGUGUAAUUCUCUUGCAAUUCCCAAGCGCUGCCAAACCUGGCUGAGGGCAGCUCUGAAGCUGCUGUAAAACCCGAUGGGGCCCCUGCGCGUGAGCGAGCCCAGAGCACCGACCUCCCCUCGGCAGCGUCUGAGCCACGUCUCUGCGUCCCCUUCCAGCACAGCACAACUCGACGCCGCCUCGUAACCACCUCUGGACCCCGUUUCCUCAAUUCCUUGUGCUGAGUAACUCAGGACCUACUAGAGGGACAGUUACAGAACCACAAAGAUCCGGACCCCCCGGAUCUGCUCCGUGACCUCAGCAUCAGCUCAGCGCUCCUGCAGGCGGCUGUUCCCGUCGCAACCUCAGCUCCAAACCUUCUCCAGGCCUGGACCCCAUCCCGCCCCGGCAGCCCCUCGUGCUCCUCCACAGCCUCUUCCCCUUCACUCCUGGAGGAAGAGCUUUCAGCUUUUCACCCCCUGUGCUCACCCUCCUGUAGGAUGAAGCUGUGCCCAGCCUGCAGCAUCGCUGCUGCCCACCCCCUCUUGCUGCUGGGCUCGCUGCCGUCCUGCCUGUGGCCGGGGGGCGUUCAAAGGGAUCGGUUUUUCCCUCACCCCCAGCAGAUAUAAGCUGCUCGCAGGGCCUGUGCAGGAGGAGGUCGUUUUAAGAAAACCACAGCAGGGCAGCCAGCACCGAAGCCGCGCGCUGUGACAGCCGCUCUGCCCUCCCUUUGGGUUUUCGGGCUGUUUCAGAGCUGGAACAAAAGAAAAGAGGAAAGGAUGCUCGUUAGGAAGAAUCGAUCACUGGAAAUGCCGCUUGGGUGCUCCCCUCACAGAGCUGCCAGGUGAUGCUGCUGGCUCCGCUACGGGGAAGGUAAAAGUCCUCCGACUCCCGCGCAGGACUCACGGGGUUCAGGGUUUGCUCCACGUUUCUUUAAUGGGGACAUCCGAGAAGCGCCGUGCCCAGGGCUGAGCAGUGGCACGCACGCAGCCUGCAGCCACUGUGCUGGAGGAAUGGGUCACUGAAAAAGCACUCAGAAGGAACUCAAGUGUGAAAGGAGCUAUAUGAAAUCAAACGCUGGUGUGUAAUUGAAAACCCGCUGUUCCUUUGCAUGUUCUGAAUAAUGCAAAAACAUUCUCUAUACCUUUUUUUUUCUUCUACUUCUUGAAGCUGAAAAUACUACCACCAGCUGUGCUCACAGCUCUGCCCAGAACCUGCAGUUUUAUUUGAUUAAAUAAAUACCUUCAGAUUAUAAAGCAA
Anas platyrhynchos (mallard) is the source of this 3364-nucleotide messenger RNA. Its product is annotated as acyl-CoA dehydrogenase family member 11. The record is from RefSeq and is a predicted model, not a curated record. Gene Ontology annotation, molecular function: acyl-CoA dehydrogenase activity. NCBI's taxonomy places the organism in Eukaryota, Metazoa, Chordata, Aves, Anseriformes, Anatidae.